AUGGAAAAAUUGAGGCCCACCACGGGCGCGGUGGCAAGUGUCAACGGAGGCACCGUUGGCACCCACUUCAUCGACCUGCAACACAGAGCGAGUGACGUGGCAGCGAUUUCCAAGGAAGAACUCAUCUGCUUCAAUUCCGCCCUGGUCUCCCAGUGGCUCCAAGCCCUGGUGCUGUGGAGCAACCACCGUAGGUUGCAUGGGAUGAUGCUGGAGGGAGUCAGAGCCAAUGGGAUCACCAUGAACACAGCUCUCAACUCCUUGCAACGGAGAGGUCCGUGGCGGAGAGCCCUGGGCCUCUUCGUGCCGCAAUUGGUGGAUGCGAUCACCUGCAACUCCGCCAUUUCAGCCUGUGAGGAGUCUUCCAAGUGGCCUAGCGCUUUACAGCUGUUGAACCUCUUCGACGAGGAGCACCUAGACCGCGACAUCCUGGGCUUCAGUGCCUGUCUCGCUGCCAGAGUUGCGAAGCCCUGGAUCUUGGCACCACAGCUGUUGCGAUGGAUGACGCAGGAUUUGGUGCAGCCCAACCUGGUCAGCCUGUCUGCUACAGUGGGAGCAGUGACAUGGCCCGGUGCAUUGUACCUGCUGAAGGGCUGUCAGGAGGGCCGACUUGAAGCUGAUCGCAUCCUCUUUGGGGCAUCCAUUUCCACCUGUUCCUCCGGUCUAGCAUGGCGGCAAGGGCUGGCUCUGGCUGCUACGAAACCUAGCCUCAUUGGAUGCAACGCUGCCAUGGAUGGUUGUCAAGGUGCCUGGCCCGUAGCCCUGCGGAUCUUCGCCCAGCUGUCGGUCCUGGGCCUUGAGCCGAGUGCGGCCAGCGUCCACGUGGCGGGCUACAGGUGGCAGGGAGCCUUCCUGGCCUUGCUGGAGAUGGCAAGGCGACAGUUGAAGCGCGAUCUUAUCAGCUUUGGCGUUGCCCUCAAUGCCUGCCAGAUGCAGAGCUUGUGGCUCUCAGCGCUGCAACUGAUGGAGGAACUCCGGAUGGUUCACCUGGCAGCAGAUCAAGUUUGCUUCAACAGCUGCACGUCAUCCUGUGGAGAGGCUGACCAAUGGCAAAUGGCCAUGCAGUUGAAAGGGGCUGCAGUGGCCACUGCCAGCUACAAUGCAGCCAUCAGUGCGUGUGAUGGUCCCGGCCAGUGGCGGGCGGCCUUAGCGUCGCUCCAGGCCAUGCCGCAGUCAAGGCUUGCGCGGGACCAGCGGACAUACAACGCGGCCUCCAGCGCCGCCCGGGUGGCGUGGAGGACGUCGCUGGCGUUGAUGGAUUUUUGCGCGGAGGAUUUGGCAGGCUACAGUGCGGUGAUCAGCGCCUAUGAGGGCAAAUCUCUUUGGAAACCAGCCUUGGGAGUAUUGGAGCUGCUUCAGCUCAGGAGCGUGGAGCUCGACACAAUCGUCUACAAUGGCGCCAGCAGUACAUGUGCCAAAGGCACUCAAUGGCAGCUGGCAAGCAAAACCUUGUCUCUGUUGCCGAUGUUGUUCUUGGAACAGCAGGAUUAUACCUUCAAUGCAGUGGUCAGCGCAUGCGCCAAGGCCGAGCUGGAAGCAGCCUCCAGCAACUCCAUUGCUUUGUCCCUUCAGCAGAUGAACGACAUCCGACAGACGCUGGUGAACACGCUGGUGAAAAGCUUGUUUCAACGGGUGUGGUUUACGGCGUCUACGGGGAGAAAUUUGGGGCGCUUAAAGAAUGCAGCCAGAGGUCUGACAAGAGCCAUUUCACUAGGUCGAAAGGCAGCCUUGCAGCCUUAA
Cladocopium goreaui is the source of this 1737-nucleotide messenger RNA. Lineage: Eukaryota; Dinophyceae; Suessiales; Symbiodiniaceae. The record is from the annotation of a GenBank genome assembly.